Manihot esculenta (cassava) is the source of this 4160-nucleotide messenger RNA. RefSeq lists its product as uncharacterized. The transcript has a single exon. The coding region runs from base 824 to 3664 and encodes 946 amino acids. The record is from RefSeq and is a predicted model, not a curated record. Lineage: Eukaryota; Viridiplantae; Streptophyta; Magnoliopsida; Malpighiales; Euphorbiaceae.
AAGAGAGCUUUGGGCAAAAAAAAAAAAAUUGAGAGAGAGAGAGAGAGACACUGAGUGGGGCUGUCAAUACUGGUAUGUGUUGAUUUGGAUUUACUAGUAACACAGUAAAUGAGCAUUUAAUGUGGAGAGGGGUUUGCUUUGCUUGCUUUUAUUUGUGCUGCAGUGGAGAGAGAGAGAGAGAGAGAGAGGAAAGAGAGGUUCUUUUUGAGCUCUCUCAGGUGUGUUAAUGGAGUCUUGACAUCUCUUCUUCACUCACAGAUUUGAAGGUUUUAAGGGCCUUUUUUGCACUCACCGUCUACAACACGUGAAACCCUUUUCUCCGUAUUUCUUCCUGUGUUUCUUGCUGAAUGCGAGGUUCUUUGCAAAAUUUGGGGAUCUGGGUUUUGGGUUCUAGGGUUUGACUAUCUCUCUUUCUUGGGUUUCUUCCUAAUUUCUAUUUCUUGUUCAACUCUUCGCUGGAAUGAGGCUUUGACUUUGUUGAAUUCGGUCAUUUCAAUUUUUGGUCUUGUGUUUCUGGGGGUUUUCACCUGAAAAUUUUUGAAGCUGAGCUGAUAUUUCUUAGCUUCUGCAAAUUUCUCUUUCGUUUUUAGGUUCUUCAUUUGCAGAUGGACUUUUGAAGAAAUCUAAAUUUACAGUUACGUUGAUCUGAUUCUAGAGUCGAGACACUCUCUUUCUCGUUGCAGUGCCUAGGGUUUUAAACUGACCCUCCUUUGUUUCUUGUACAUGGGCUAAACUCAACUGAAUCCAUCUGUUUUUUUGAGUAUUGAGCUAGGUUUGCUUUCUUGGUUCUCUCUCCGACUGGUGGUUAAAGUCAAAAGCUUUCAUGCAUCUUUCACUGUGGAAGCCCAUAUCUCAUUGUGCUGCUCUAAUCUUGGAUAAGAAGGGCAGGAAAAAGGAUGGGUCUGAAUCCAAUCUUGAAAUCAAGAAAAACCCAUCAAUUCUUCGGAAAUUGCAAGAAAAUAAGCUCAGGGAGGCUCUAGAAGAAGCAUCUGAAGAUGGGUCUCUCUUCAAAUCCCAAGAUAUGGAGUCUGAGUCACUUGGAAACCAGGACGAGAGCCUUGGGCGAUCAAGAUCCCUAGCAAGACUCCAUGCCCAGCGUGAAUUCUUGCGAGCCACUGCCUUAGCUGCAGAACGCAUAUUUGAGACUGAAGAUUCCAUUCCUGACCUCCGUGAGGCUUUCUCCAAGUUCCUCACAAUGUACCCAAAGUACCAGUCUUCAGAGAAGAUUGAUCAGCUAAGGUCAGAUGAAUAUGCACAUCUGACUCCAAAGGUAUGCCUUGAUUACUGUGGAUUUGGGCUUUUUUCAUAUCUUCAGACUUUGCAUUAUUGGGAGUCCUCUACAUUUAGCUUAUCUGAGAUAACUGCGAAUUUGAGUAAUCAUGCUCUGUAUGGUGGUGCUGAGAAGGGCACCGUGGAACAUGAUAUAAAGACCAGAAUUAUGGAUUACUUGAACAUCCCUGAGCAUGAGUAUGGCCUUGUUUUUACUGUGAGUAGAGGGUCUGCGUUUAAAUUGCUCGCAGAAUCAUACCCUUUUCAUACUAAUAAGAAGUUGUUGACCAUGUUUGAUUAUGAAAGUCAGUCUGUGAGUUGGAUGGCUCAGAGUGCCAGAGAAAAGGGUGCAAAAGUAUAUAGCGCAUGGUUCAAAUGGCCAACUCUUAAACUCUGUUCCACUGAUUUGAGAAAGCAAAUUUCAAGCAAGAAAAGGAGGAAGAAGGACUCUGCAGUUGGUUUGUUUGUGUUUCCAGUGCAGUCAAGAGUUACUGGGGCCAAGUAUUCAUAUCAAUGGAUGGCGCUGGCUCAGCAGAACAAUUGGCAUGUCUUGCUUGAUGCUGGGUCAUUGGGUCCCAAAGAUAUGGACUCACUUGGGUUGUCCUUGUUUCGGCCUGAUUUCAUUAUUACUUCAUUUUACAGAGUAUUUGGGCAUGAUCCAACUGGUUUUGGAUGUCUUCUUAUCAAGAAAUCUGUGAUGGGAAGCCUUCAGAAUCAGUCUGGAAGUACAGGGUCUGGAAUGGUAAAAAUUACACCAGAAUAUCCUUUGUACUUGAGUGAUUCUGUUGAUGGUCUGGACAGAUUGGUUGGCAUUGAAGAUGAUGAAGUUGCUGGGAACGCUGAAACAACCACAGAAACUCGCCCGGGAUCACAGUUGCCUGCAUUUUCUGGUGCAUUCACAUCUGCUCAGGUGAGAGAUGUAUUUGAGACGGAAAUGGAACAGGACAACAGUUCUGAUAGAGAUGGGACGAGCACUAUAUUUGAAGAAACUGAAAGUAUUUCAGUUGGUGAAGUAAUGAAAAGCCCGGUCUUUAGUGAAGAUGAAUCAUCAGACAACUCAUUCUGGAUUGAUUUGGGCCAGAGUCCAUUGGGGUCGGAUACUGCUGGUCAGUUAAACAAGCAGAAAAUGUCCUCUCCCCUACCACCUUUCUGGUUUUCUGGCAAGAAGAACCACAAGCGACUCUCUCCAAAACCAACAUCAAAGAUAUAUGGUAGCCCACUGUAUGAUGACAAGGGGAUUAACAUGGGCCCACAUGAUGACCACCAUAUGCUGUCAUUUGAUGCUGCAGUAAUGUCCGUUUCACAGGAAUUAGAUCGUGUUAAAGAGGUUCCAGAAGAAGAACAAUUUGCAGAUGCAAACUGCACUCCACAAAAUGGUAGAAAGGGUUCUGAUCAUCCACAUGUUCAUGAGAUCGAGGAAGAACCUGGAAGUAGCAACACAGUUUCAGUUGGUUCUUUGUCAAAUUCUGAUGUAAAUAGAUCUCACCUUAAUAAUUCAAAAUUGGCUGCUGCACAUCAUGGCCUAGCAAAUGGCUUGAUCUCAGCAAUUGGCUCAGAGGUGAAAGAGAGUGCUAUAAGAAGAGAAACAGAAGGUGAAUUCAGGUUGCUGGGAAGGAGAGAAGGGAAUAGAUAUGCUGGUGGUAGAUUUUUUGGUUUGGAAGAGAAUGAACAUCCAAGCAGGGGAAGAAGGGUAUCAUUUAGCAUGGAAGACAACCGUAAAGAGCAUCUGAGUCAUACUCUGGAGCCAGGAGAAGUAUCUGUAACCAGCCUGGAUGAUGAUGAGUACACCAGUGAUGGGGAAUAUGGAGAUGGGCAAGAAUGGGAUAGGAGGGAACCUGAGAUUAUUUGCCGGCAUUUGAAUCAUGUGAAUAUGUUGGGUCUCAAUAAAACCACGCUCAGGCUAAGAUUUUUGAUCAAUUGGCUAGUGACUUCAUUACUUCAACUAAGGUUUCCCAGUUCAGAUGGGGAAGGAAGAGUCCAUCUUGUUCACAUCUAUGGCCCAAAAAUAAAAUAUGAAAGAGGUGCAGCCGUAGCUUUCAACAUUAGAGAUAGAAACCAGGGACUGAUAAAUCCAGAAGUUGUUCAGAAGCUUGCUGAAAGAGAAGGCAUCUCUCUUGGCAUUGGUUAUCUUAGUCACAUACGGAUCUUGGAUAGCCCGAAACAGCAGCGUGGUGCUUUGAACCUUGAAGAUACUACUCUCUGUAUGCCGAUGGAGAACGGGCAAAACAAUGGAAAAAGUGGGUUCUUAAGGAUUGAGGUGGUCACUGCAUCUCUGGGAUUUCUUACCAACUUUGAGGACGUGUAUAAAUUAUGGGGUUUUAUUUCCAAGUUUCUUAAUCCAGCCUUUAUCAAAGAGGGUAGUCUUCCAACGGUUGAAGAGGGAACAGAGUCGUGAUCUCUCGGAUAGCUAUCAAUGCUACAGUUGCAGGUUGAAAAAAGAAAGGAUGCUGUUGGCAUGGAAAACAAAUUUGGGUUACAAAAUCUGAGAGUCAGAGCUGAAGAUCAAAAGCUAGAGAAGCUCAGAGGGUGUUGGUGGCCAUAUACUUUUGCUCUUCCUUUGGACUCUUUGAUUCAACGGGUGAAUUUGUUAAUUCUUGUUUGUUUUAUAUUUUCCCCCUUUUUUCUCCUUUGGGUUCUUGUAGAAGGUGGCAUUAGAUUUUGUAUCAACUCGGGAAGUUAUGUUGACCUCAAAGCAGAUUAGUAUGGACAGCACUUUCACCACCACCGCAAAAUUCUGCUUUCGGCCUAUACAAAAUCAAAAUUUCUUGCUUUGUAAAAAAAACAAAACUUGACCUUUAUUUUGCCUGUUGUAGUCUAUAAUACAAUUCAGUGGCAGGAAGGUGUUUGCACAUCUGAUUGGAAAUUGCAAAAUCCCAAGUAUUAACUUUGUU